CCCCCAUCCCCACGCUGCUCGCGAGAAACGGUAAUAUGAGAUGGCAGCCUCCUUUCAGCUUUACAAGAAGAGUACGCUUCCUCCACUUCUGGAUAGUUACCUGCCAGUUAAUUGCAGGAAUCAGAAUGGCUUAAACCAGCAAAAGAGAGAAGCAGACCAUAAAGGAAGGACAAGGAAGAACAACACUUUAAGUGAGGAAGAGAAAGAGAAGCUCAUCCAGCAAGCUCUGCAAGAACAGCGUCAUCUUGAAACCUACAAGAACCUGUACAAGCUCAGAAAUAUCUUGUGUAAACGUUACAGCACUUUGUUGAAUGAGAAAGUUCAAAAGCAACGAAUUCAGAUCAAGAUGUCUGAUCUCAGAUUACAACAACAACUUAAACCCAAAGCGAAAAAGGAUACUGCUCUUCAUAAAAAAAUUCUCAUUUGGAUCAAUCCUAUUUCUUUCAGCUUAUUUUUACCUACUCCUUUCCCUUUUAUGUCAAAGUCCGGGUGUGCUCAAAUUGGUGUUAAUGGUUGUGUGUAUGAAGAAAUUGCUUUAUACAGCGGUGUGUUUCAAAGGGGACUAUCUUUAACUUUGGGUUUUACUCCAUUUACUUACUCUCCAAUGUCACCAAAUGAAUGCCUGGCCCGUUACCAUUUCGGCUAA
Messenger RNA from Elgaria multicarinata webbii, 646 nucleotides. RefSeq lists its product as uncharacterized. NCBI's taxonomy places the organism in Eukaryota, Metazoa, Chordata, Lepidosauria, Squamata, Anguidae. The record is from RefSeq and is a predicted model, not a curated record. The coding region runs from base 41 to 646 and encodes 201 amino acids. The transcript is spliced from 6 exons.